Molecule: messenger RNA, 3214 nt
Organism: Frankliniella occidentalis (western flower thrips)
Lineage: Eukaryota; Metazoa; Arthropoda; Insecta; Thysanoptera; Thripidae
Product: zinc finger protein 354A
Exons: 11
Coding region: 191-2842 (883 amino acids)
Biological process (GO): regulation of transcription by RNA polymerase II
Molecular function (GO): DNA-binding transcription factor activity; RNA polymerase II cis-regulatory region sequence-specific DNA binding
Source: RefSeq, a predicted model, not a curated record
UUCGAAGCUAAAAACAGCAGCUGAAAUGCUUUUGUCGUGCCAUGUUUUAGGUCAGUGCCUCUUCAUGAGUUUUGGCAUUGUGGUUUGGCAGUUCAACCAAAUCGUUUGAAUGCAGAAGAAAAUACUUUCUUCACACUAGCCAGCCAAUCUUGUUGAAAUUGAGUUUCUUCACAUGAAGAAUUGAGACUGUAUGAUGGAAUUUUCAAUAUCCUGUCCGCUGUGCUCCCAACCUGGAUUUUCUGAUGUCAAUUCAUUAUGGCUAUCUUUGAUUCGAGUUACAACUCGGCAACUGACAUGUCCUGUCUGCCUAGAGGUUCUCUGUGGCCUGGAUAAGCUUACUAUCCACCUAGUUAGCCAUUCUUUACAUAAUCAGUUGGUCUCUUCCCUUGCAUCAAAUUUGUCAACACCUCCAGCUAUUUUAUCUAAAAGUAUGCAAUACCACAAAAUUUCACAAUGUCCUGAAACUAUAUCGUCUCAAGAAUCAGUCCCAGUUACUACUUCUCAGCCUCUUGAAAACUCUCCGUUAUCAUAUGUUUUCGUCAAUAUUCCAACAUUAGAAAACAUGUCUAUAAAAGAGAGAGCUCAAGCCUCUCUCAUGAGUAAUAUUGAACACAGCGUAAACAAAGAAGGUAAACCAUUUCAAUCUUUAAUUGAACCAAAAACUGGAUACCCUCUAAUUCUGAUGGCCAAGCCUGAUGAUAGUACUUUAGCUCCAGAUGACACAUCCCAGACACCUUUGAUGCCUCAGAAUACAAUGACAGUGGUGAGUGACCCUCUGAAACUCAUCAAUCUACCUCAGUCUAGAGAAGAAACUAUUCAUAUGAGUGCUUUACCUUCACAAAAAGAAAUUUCUUGCCUACUUGAUAAUAUAAAUGCUUUGAAUCAUAACCCACCUCCUCCAUUACCUCUGCACAAUUCAAGUGAACAUGGGAUCAAUUUAACUCACCAAACUGUACCGGUGCCUAAAUUAGGAUCACCAUGUCAAGUAUCUGACUUAGGUGUACCCUGUGGAAUAUGUGGCUUAACAUUUAAGGAUGAUAACAUUGCUAUGCUCCACCAACAAUUAAUUCAUCAUCAAAGUUCACCAGAUGGCAAUAAUUAUAAAAUACCAAUAAAAUUGGAUGAUAGAUCUCACAGUUCAAAGCAUAGAUCCAGAAGGACAAAUGUUGCCAAUCAACAUGUGCAUAGUUCUCUUCAUAGGUUUCCAUGUCACAUAUGCAAUAAAGUUUUUCGCAUGCGUGGCAGUUUAAUGGUACAUUUACGGGUGGCACAUUCUCCUAAUGGAACAACUGGCUUGGCUUGUCAACUCGGAGGUAUUUCCACAGCCUUAAACUCUCCGCCAGAUGUGACAAGCAAGUUAUGCUUGCAGAAUCUUAGCAUUCAAGAAAGUUCAUGUUCCUUCACUGCAGAUGAAAGUAUAGCCAAUAGUGGGCAUGAAAGAAGAACAGACAAUGGCUUAAUAUUACAUGAAUCAACUGACCUCAUGCCUCAAAGCCUUUCCCCGUCCCAUAAACAUAACCAGGUACAAGAUUGUAUCAUAUCUAAUAAGGGACCUGCAAAUGAUUCGAACUUAAGUGACAAUGGAGUGUCAGCCAUGUUACUCUCGCCUACAAGGUGUUCAUCUAUAUCUGGGCAUAUUGAGUCAGUUGGAAAUAUAUUUCCAUGUAAUCUUUGUAAUAAAACCUAUUCAAAGGAAACGUUACUUCUUCAACAUUUAAAAUCCCAUGAUAGUAAGCAAUGGGAAUGUGAUGUUUGCUUUAAAUCAUUCACUACAAAAUACUUCUUGAAAAAGCAUAAACGCUUGCACACUGGUGAAAUGCCAUAUACAUGUGGCAUAUGCAACAAGUCAUUCACAUUUCAGCAAUCCUAUCACAAGCACCUUUUAUAUCAUUCAGAUGAGAAACCACAUUCCUGUAGUGAAUGUGGACGAGCAUUUAAGGAAUUGUCUACCUUGCAUAAUCAUCAAAGAAUUCACACCGGAGAAAAGCCUUGGGCGUGUGAAACAUGUGGGAAGUGUUUUAGGCAGAGAGUAUCUUACCUCGUUCAUCGGCGGAUACAUACAGGAGCAAUGCCGUACCAGUGCACAGUGUGCUUAAAAAGUUUCCGCUACAAGGUGAGUCAGAGAACACACAAAUGUGUUGUUCAGUCCUCAGGUGAUGCUGCGUCUCCAUCCAAUGAUCUUUUACAACAGCUGUUGCAGUCUUCCAGCAAAGAGGCCGAGACUGGGGGAGGAUUGCAAACUUCAAACCAACCUGGACAAAACAAAUCCCAACGUCCUAUAAAAGAACAGCUUCCACAGCCUAAUGAAGAUCAUUCACUACUAAACAAAGAUCAGAUGGAUAACCACUUUCUUUUGAAAAGUAAGGACAACAACCUUAUUUCUGUUAGCAAAUGUCAGAAUGCUGGGAUCCAACCCUCUCUCAUGCAUCAACUUUCAUUAGACUGUCACAAUCUUUUCCAUGAUUCACAAGCCAGAGAUUUUAUGACUCUUUCUUCUGUUCAACCUCCAGAGUGCAAAGUCAUUUCUAAAGUUAUUCCUAAUUCCACUGUCAAACCAGAUCUACAGCUAGAUAAGAGUCCUUCUACCUUGUGCGAAUCCCAUGACAAUUUAGACUCUUCUCCCUUACCUCAGUCAACUCCUCCAUCAUCAUCAUCAGAUUUCAAUAUCGAUCUUUUACAAGAUAUAUUGUCCAUGGUAAUGUCGCCUUCAGACAAUGUACCAUCGCCAUCCACCCAAAUGAGGCACCUCUCUCUUGCUGGAGGUCAAAAUGAUGAGGAUUUAGAAUCUGGUCUGGAACUGAGGCAACUGUUGUAUGGUCCAUGUGAUUCAGACACUAUGUGAAAAGUAAAUCUACUGCAUUGAUUUGUGUGAAAAUUUGUAUGAAUAAAAGCUGUGUUGUUUUUGUAUCAAUCUUGAUUUCUCUCUUUUUGUAUCCUUAUGUUCUGUGCUAUCUUAUUUUUCUUUAAGUUGAUUUUUUUGUGUCAUUGUAGGAUUAACAAUUCAAGUCAAUUUACAUGUCAGAUUUUAUUAAUUUUGAUUAUUAACUCAAUGUAUUGUGAAAAAUGUACCUUUUAAAAUUAUCCAUCUACAAUAUUAAUUGAUGUAAACAGUUACACUACAAGCUAAUCUAUGGACCGAGAGGUGGUCUUGAAAAUGUAUACAAUAUGUUGUGUUUGGAGUGAAAUAUUAAAAGUCUUUAAUACUUCUCCUUGA